This is a messenger RNA of Oikopleura dioica, 1680 nucleotides long. NCBI's taxonomy places the organism in Eukaryota, Metazoa, Chordata, Appendicularia, Copelata, Oikopleuridae. The record is from the annotation of a GenBank genome assembly.
AUGUCCACGAGAUUUAGAUAUACCGAGAUCUGGAGAGAUAUGAUUCAACUUUUACAUGAACAGGUAUCAGUCAAAAACCGUCGACAGCUGCUGAAAACCUACAGCGACGUUUUCACCGGCGCAAACGCCGUUGAUGUCCUCCUCGAAAACGUCAAGCAGCGACCAGACCUAUUCGCGCACAACACUACCAGAGAACAAGUUACUCGCCUUUGCCAGCGCUUCAUCGAGUCCAGAGUGUUCUUUCCUGCCAAGGGAGACAAUAAGACUUCAUCGCCGCAUUUCGAAGACUCGCCAGCUGUGUUUUACCGCUUUAACAAAGACCAUGACUACCUCGGUUCUCAAGACCGCGUCCCCUUCAGCGAAGUCGGCAACGCUCACUUCGGCAACCGAGCAAGCAGCGAGCCAGAUCUGACCCGCGUGAAUCCGCCCCAAUCGCCAAAACCACAUUCCAACUUUAGCCCACGUUCAUCAAACUUUGCAUUCCUCCAGAAGAAGGCGCGCACGCGUCUUUUCGGCUCCGGAACGACCAUUGAAAACAUGCACACGGACGAGGAAGACUCAGAUGAACUGUUCGAGUUGGACUACAGAAUUGAGCGGGAGGCAGUUCGAGUGCGCCUACUUCAACUUUUAGACCUGCCAUUUGUUGAAGAUUUUGUCUGCUCACCCGGUGGAGUGCCAAUCCAAGGCAACACCAGUAAAGAUCAGGCAUUCUCCGCUGAUAUGUCUGCAUUUCACCGUCAGUACAAAUCCUGUACUGAUCCUUGGCUGAGGAAUGGAAUCGACGUUCUCGGGCACAUUCAAACGGGGCAAGCCUUCUUACAAAAAAUUGAUAUGUACAGUCCCAACCGAAGAAAGCAGCUGAUCUACGAGCACAUUUCGGAUCACUACAGAAAGGCCGGUUCUCCUUUGAUUUCGAGUCAAUGGGACGAAGUGAUCCAAGCUCUCCAGAAUCUAAUGACUCUCGAUGAGGAGGCUUGUAAAUCGGCCCCGGGAACACCAACGCGAGCGCGCACAAUGAAGCGCUCCAAGUCUAGCGUUUCGAAGCUAUCCAGAGUUGCGCCCAAAACUAAAAAGUGGGCGCUCAUUGCGAAAAGCCUAAAAACCUUUCGCUCCGUCGCUGGCAGCUCCUUCAAAGAUCUCGUUCGAUUUCGAACAAAUGGAAAUCGAAAAGAAUCAAACGAAGCGCUGCAGCUUUUCUUCAGACUGCUAAGUCCGUCCAGCAGACAAGAAUUGGAGCACCUCUUUCGCUUCCUCUACAGUGUGUCCAUCUCCGAUGAUCAUCGAGUGAGCGAUAAACAUCCAAGCAAUGUGACAGCUGUUCAGCAGCACUUCGCCUCGCUCAUAUUCCCAUGUCAUGGCUCCUUCAUGAUUCGCUUCUGCCUUGAAAGGCUUGAAAUCGCAUUCGGCUUACCGGACUCGAUAAAAGCUCAAGUGCAGAAAAAAGUCGAAAUGGUCAAAUCUGGCUUCAUUGACUCUCCUCACGCCAUUCCAGACGCCUUAUUUGCGAACCAGAUCGACCAGAACGAGUUCCAGCGGCAAAAAUUCGAGGGAACAAACAUGGAGAUCCUCAAGCUCAUCAAAUCGAUCGAGAACGAUCCCAACUUCACGAACGAGAGGCGAGCGCAACUUCUCCAGUCGCUGCAAAGCCAGCACCCUAAUGCAGGUCAAACGCUGGUCUGA